AUGGUGAAAAAAAGAGAUUGGCGGCUGGUAUCACGAAGCAUUUUCGGACCGAUUAUUCUGCUAUUAUUGGUAGCUGGAGCCUACGCAGCAGUGAUUUAUGGAUUCUCUCAUUUCGAGUAUGACAGUGAAUGGAGAUCCGAGCAGGAAAAUUUUGAGACUCUAGCCGCUAAUGCGGUCUUUGAGAAACAACGUCUAGCUGCUUCCGCCGAAUCUGCACAGACCUACACAUCGAAAUACUCAUUGGGCACCAAUGAUGUCUAUGGAAUUAUUUCUGGUUUCUUGAAUAAGACUAUGUUGACUGUGGAAACGUAUACUUUCAAGUGGACUAAGAGUUUGUCGUUCAAAAGAAUGUAUGACCAUGCUUUCCAACUAAGCGAUGAUUCUGAUCUCAAAUUCUACAAGCCCUCCACCAAAAUCAUUGACAUCAUCUUUCGUUCUAUUCUUCCCAUUUUCACAACAUUCGCCGUCGGAGCCAGUGUGUCUGCUAUCCACUCCAUCGUUACCAAUGUUCUCCAAAUCUGCAUCCGUCACAAAAAACAUGAAGCGUGGACAGUAGGAAGAAACAGAAUGCUGAGAGUGAAUGUGGUGGCUGCCAUGGUUGUUGCUAUUGUCUAUUUCGUUGUGUGUUUCUUCUUGAUAACUCUUGCUUGCACUCGGUGGCAGGAUGUCUCGUAUGCAGAUGGAGUGAAGAUAACGAUAAACUUGAUUGCCACUCUCCCACCAAAAGUCAAACAGACCUCGAUAAUCGAUGCUCAUACCUUGGCCGCUCUCUCGUUCGUUAUCCACAGUGGAACUGCUUAUGUCAUCUUCACUCUGAUUAACCUUAUGAAGACGUGGAGAAUCUCUGAAUUCUCGAUUCCAUUGAUCAAGGAUAUUGACCAAGCGGAUCAAGUUGACAAGAAUAUGCAAGUGCAGUAUAAAAUGAAAAGAGCCGAGGUUUUACAGAAGAACGCGGUAGAAAACUUGGAGCAGAAGAAGAUCUCGGACGGGCUGGAUCCUAUUGUCGAGGCCAUCAAUGUAACGGAUCGGUUCUUCAGAUCACCCGAGGAAUAUAAGGAAUAUGCGGAUAAGUGUGAAGCAAUCAUUAACUGUGGGACAGAAUUAGACGCUACCAAGGUGCCACUUCUUCUACAAAAGAUCAGUCCAUGUCUAUUCUACAUGUUUUAUAACCGAGAGUUCUCUACAUGUGCUCAUAAGCUGAUUGCCAAAAAAGAUGACAAGAUUCCAUGUCUCAACACACUUUUCAAUGAUAUUCAUGAGCCAGAAGUAGACGAAUGUGUUCAAUGGGAUGGUCUACAGCCAUGUAUCAAGGAACAAAUUGGAAAAGAAUGUGAUGAUGCAAUGCUGAAAGAAUACGAAAAACAAGAGAAAAAUCUUCGACCGGAACUAUGCGAUUAG
Caenorhabditis remanei is the source of this 1398-nucleotide messenger RNA. RefSeq lists its product as uncharacterized. The transcript is spliced from 9 exons. The coding region runs from base 1 to 1398 and encodes 465 amino acids. The record is from RefSeq and is a predicted model, not a curated record. NCBI's taxonomy places the organism in Eukaryota, Metazoa, Nematoda, Chromadorea, Rhabditida, Rhabditidae.